Molecule: messenger RNA, 894 nt
Organism: Volvox carteri f. nagariensis
Lineage: Eukaryota; Viridiplantae; Chlorophyta; Chlorophyceae; Chlamydomonadales; Volvocaceae
Exons: 7
Coding region: 1-894 (297 amino acids)
Biological process (GO): cytoplasmic translation; tRNA methylation
Cellular component (GO): cytoplasm
Molecular function (GO): tRNA methyltransferase activity
Source: RefSeq, a predicted model, not a curated record
AUGGGAAAGUCCUCGAAAGAUAAGCGCGACAUUUUCUACCGUAAAGCGAAGGAAGAGGGUUGGCGAGCUCGGAGCGCUUACAAAUUAUUACAAAUUGAUGAAGCAUUCGAUAUCUUCAGUGGUGUCGCGCACGCUGUGGACCUAUGUGCAGCACCUGGCAGUUGGAGUCAGGUUCUGAGCCGCAAGCUGUACCUCCCCGCGGUUCGUUCUGGCAGCCCUUCGCCCCCCACCAUUGUUGCGGUGGAUCUUCAGCCCAUGGCGCCCAUCGAGGGGGUCAUUCAGCUGCAGGGCGACAUCACCAGCGAGGUAACCGCCAAGCAGGUCAUAUCACACUUUGACGGGCAGCCAGCGGAUCUAGUCGUUUGCGACGGCGCCCCUGACGUGACCGGGCUGCACGACCUGGACGAGUACGUCCAAGCCCAGCUCCUGCUGGCGGCUUUGUCCAUUGUGUGUGCCGUACUUCGACCUGGAGGGACCUUCGUGGCCAAGAUCUUUCGGGGCAAGGACGUUGCUCUGCUGUACAGCCAGCUGAAGCUGCUCUUUCCCGAGGUCUAUGUGGCCAAACCCAAAUCCUCCCGCAACUCCUCCAUUGAGGCGUUCGUGGUGGGUCGCAGGUUCGACCCCCCGGAGGCACUGGCGGGCCCGGGCGGCUUGCAGUCGCUGCUAGCGGGCGCUCAGGAGCGCCUCUUUUCAGAUAACGGAGAUCAGGAGGCACAGCUGCUGGUGGCUCGCGCGGUGCCCUUCCUGUCCUGCGGUGACCUCGCCGGCGGUGACGCGGAUCGAACAUAUGACCUGGACCCCGAGACAUACGUGCCGCUGGAGCCUGUGCAGCCGCCCACUGCCCCAAAUUACAAGACAGCUAUCGCAUUAGUCAAGGGGGGACAGCUUCAGUAG